GACGCGCCUGGCCCACGGGCUCUCGGGCGGCCCUGGCCGGGGAAGAGGAGUUGCAUGUGUCGCUUCAGCGGGCGGUAGCGGCGGGAGCGGAGGCGGCGGGGCCUGUGCGACCGCCCGGGGUUGUGAAAUGGCUUCUGACGUUUCCGAAUCCGGCGGUGCUGACUGCAAAGGAGACCCUCGGAACAGUGCCAAGCUAGAUGCGGGCUACCCACUCCGCGUGCUCUACUGUGGAGUGUGUUCAUUACCAACAGAGUACUGUGAAUAUAUGCCUGAUGUUGCUAAAUGCAGACAGUGGUUAGAGAAGAAUUUUCCAAAUGAAUUUGCAAAACUUACUGUAGAAAAUUCACCCAAACAAGAAGCGGGAAUCACUGAGGGUCAAGGAACAGCAGGGGAAGAAGAGGAGAAGAAAAAACAAAAGAGAGGUGGAAGAGGUCAAAUAAAACAGAAGAAAAAGACAGUACCACAAAAGGUUACAAUAGCCAAAAUUCCCAGAGCAAAGAAGAAAUAUGUGACAAGAGUAUGUGGUCUUGCAACUUUUGAAAUUGAUCUUAAGGAAGCACAAAGAUUUUUUGCGCAGAAAUUCUCCUGUGGUGCCUCAGUAACAGGGGAGGACGAGAUCAUCAUUCAGGGAGACUUCACAGAUGACAUCAUUGACGUCAUUCAGGAGAAGUGGCCGGAGGUAGAUGAUGACAGUAUCGAGGAUCUUGGAGAAGUGAAGAAGUGAUUCCGACACUUGUCUGUAUUUGAUGAUCUGAACUGAGAAUUGGAUGGCCAAAGGGAGAGAGGCCUUUUAAAAUCUAUGUAUUCAUCCUGCAGUAAGACUGUAGACGACCUUCGUUCUCGGCAUCUUCACUGUCCUGUACGAGGCUGCUUGUUUUUUUAUUGCCAAAGUCUAAUGAACAAGGGAGACCGUCAUGCUUAUGCAGGAAAUAGAAUUAGUCACAAUAAAACACUUUGGUCGUUUGGUACUGACUUUUUCUCUUUAGCUUUUCAUUUUUGGAGAAACACUGUCGACCUUGUGGGAAGCAUCUCUGUUGAUUAUUUUACUUCACAGUAACAUGUCUCCUGGCUUCCGUGGUGGGAGUUCUGAGGUGGCUGAGCCCUGGUAGACUUGCGGUUGAUUGGCCUUCAUUUUGCCAUGGCAGUCUGCUUGGCGGACAUGACAGCGUCCUCCUGGUAGGGACAGUUCACACCGAUCUGGAGAUACCAUAAACUCUUUAAAAGCCUUAAGAGCGUGUGUGCUGUCUGACCCCCGUGCUAAAGUAGUGAUCAUCUUGCCUAACACUUAAGGAUGAGAGGGUUCCUCACAGUGUUGCUCAUAAUACCAAAACAUUGCAAGUGAUAGCAGAUGAACAGUUGGGACAUGGUUAUGUAGCAGAAUAUUACAUAUAUGUUUAAGAAUCCUAUUCUCCAGGAAUACUUGGAUGUUUGAUAAUCUUGAAUGGGGACAGACCCCAAUCCACAUUUCUCUUCCUUGUCAUUGUCCUGGGCGGAAGGCCAUACAGAAAGGCCGGAGUCCCUGCUCUCACUGUACGCUGUGUGAGGAAGGUCCUCCUAAUUAAAAAGAGCAUAUGCCCGCCUCAGUGUGGUCUGAGAAACAGCCAGAGACGAGUCUUCUCGCAAGAGAAACCUUGGUAAUUUUAAAAAUGAAUGCAUUGGAUGAAUUUGAACUUAGAGUCAGGUGCUGCAGAUUGGAGACUUGUGGUAUUUUUAAUUGCUGUAAACACCUUUAAGAAACUUAGAACCCAUGAGCCCAUUGUUAUUACCAUGCAAAUAAAAAUUUUGGAUUUUUUUUAAUAGUUUUAGAAAAAGAUGUGUAAUAAAGAUGUAAGUUGUAAAAUGAAAA
This is a messenger RNA of Lepus europaeus (European hare), 1846 nucleotides long. It is a transcript of the gene DENR, whose product is annotated as density regulated re-initiation and release factor. Lineage: Eukaryota; Metazoa; Chordata; Mammalia; Lagomorpha; Leporidae. Gene Ontology annotation, molecular function: translation initiation factor activity; mRNA binding. The transcript has 8 exons. The coding region runs from base 128 to 724 and encodes 198 amino acids. Gene Ontology annotation, biological process: formation of translation preinitiation complex; translation reinitiation. The record is from RefSeq and is a predicted model, not a curated record.